Chlorocebus sabaeus (green monkey) is the source of this 687-nucleotide messenger RNA. Lineage: Eukaryota; Metazoa; Chordata; Mammalia; Primates; Cercopithecidae. The record is from RefSeq and is a predicted model, not a curated record.
AUGGAGGAGCUGGUGGGGGGGCUGGUAGAGGCCAUCGGCAUCAAUUUCAACCACUUCCAGAUUGAGAAGCUCUUGAACAAACCCGGACUGAAAUAUAAACCAGUGACUAACCAGGUAAAUUCUGUUUAUGUCACCCGUGCCUCAUAGGAGAAACUGAUCCAGUACUGCCCACUCCGAGGCAUCACCAUUCACGGCCACCACAGCCCCCUGGGCUCUCCGGAUGAACCUUGGUAGGCCAAAUGAGACCCCCUUCCUGUGGAGGAUCCCAAGAUUAAGGAGAUUGCUGCAAAGCACAAGAAAACUGCAGCCCAGGUUCUGAUCCAUUUCCAUAUCCAGAGGAAUGUAAGUUACUUGAUCCCCAAGUCUGUGACACCGGCACGUGUAGUUGAGAACAUUCAGGUCUUUGACUUUAAAUUGAGUGAUGAGGAGAUGGCAACCAUCCUCAGCUUCAGCAGAAACUGGAGGCCUGCACCGGUUUGCAGUAAGUGGCAUGGAGUUAACUGGGCAUUGCAGGAGUUUUCUAAACUGGUAAAAAAAGCGGUGGUGGCCAUUGAUGCAGGAUGUUCCCGUGGCUAUGCCUAUGUCUAUCAGAAUGAACAUAAGUGGAAGCCAUCCAAGAGAAGAUCAAGAGCAGGCUGUAGGCGGAGGACCUGUUCAUGCGUCAGCAGGGUGCAUAUGGCGCAUUGG